This is a messenger RNA of Suillus fuscotomentosus, 984 nucleotides long. RefSeq lists its product as uncharacterized. The record is from RefSeq and is a predicted model, not a curated record. The transcript has 5 exons. The coding region runs from base 1 to 984 and encodes 327 amino acids. Lineage: Eukaryota; Fungi; Basidiomycota; Agaricomycetes; Boletales; Suillaceae.
AUGCAACUCGAGUUACAAGAACUGAAGGACAUCAACAAGGAAUUGACUGAGGAGAACAAGAUCCUUAAAGCCAACCAGCUGAAGAGGAAGAAGAAGGGUCAAAACACCUUGGAAGAAAACAUGGCAUUCAAUGAAGAGAUCCGCUUAUGUGGUUGCAAAUAUGGCACCUGUUACAAGAUGUUUGCACCAGAUAGGCAACUCCUUCUGCACAGCAAUCCAAUGUUCGCUCCACCUCUCAAUGAACCAUCACACUAUGAAACAUCAGCCUCAGUGGAGUUAGAACUACUUUCUGAGCUAUACAGUCUACUUCCAUCACAUAUCCACCCUCUUGUGGCAGAUAAUCACUUCACUGAUGUUUUUGAGGAUGCGAUGAACAGUAGCUGCGCAUCUAAAAUCAAGAAACUAUGCUCCAAAGCUGGAGUUAUCUUCGGUCUUCCUGAACAAUAUUUUACUGAUACUACGUACAAUCAAGCAAGUGUUCCCGAGAUCCAGAAACUUCUUGGUAUCUCAGUAUCGCAGCGUACUCCAAAGCCCUUCCCACCUAUCCUUUUUCCCAACCUGGUCGAAGAUGCAUCACUCAAAACGAUCUUCAGAAACUGGGAAGUCUUCGGAAAGAUCAUCUGUAUAGUACUAUGGGGUGAAACUGGCUUGACUGCGCUACGAGCAGGAGGACCUCUGCCCAAUGCAGUUAUUGUUAUAUUUCUACUUAGUGACGACAAAGAGUUUCACUAUUCCGGCAAGGGGGAGACCACAAAGAUCCAAUAUAGCUACAUGUUCUCUUCAUACAAGAAGAUUAUUAUCAAGAACUGGACUACAGAAUACACGCAUGACAUUGUGAAGGCACUCAAUAGUUUUAUUUUCACCAAAGGUUCGAGAAUGGUUGAUUCGAUGUCAGACAAGGAGGACUUUACAGCAGCAAUGGAUUGUGCCUUGGCAGGUAUAACUGAAGGUGAGGAGAACACUGGUACAGGAUACAAUGGAUGA